CCUUAUCAAGAGGAAAUGCUGGCAGUAACUGAAAUAUCCAGGUCACUAAGAAAAGCUAAAGCACCUCCUCCUCCAUCUGAAACCAGAACAGUCACUGAUUGUCCAUUUGAUGACACAGAAUCAGCCAACAUCAUCAUGGAACAGAAAGAGAAUGUAAUUGAUAAAGACAUUGAACUGUCGGUAGUCCUGCCGGGAGAUGUGAUCAAAUAUACUACGGUUAAUGGGAGGAAGCCCAUGAUGGACUUGCUGAUCUUUCUCUGUGCACAGUAUCAUUUAAACCCCUCAAGUUACACUAUAGAGUUGAUAUCAGCAGAGAACAGCCAGAUUAAAUUCAAACCUAAUACACCAGUGGGAAUGCUUGAAGUGGAAAAGGUGAUUGUAAAACCAAAACAAAUGGACAAGAAGAAACCUGCUCCAGUGAUACCAGAGCAAACAGUAAGGGUAGUGAUAAACUACAAGAGGACACAGAAGACGGUAGUAAGAGUUAGUCCAUAUUCACCGCUUCAAGAACUCAUACCAAUUAUCUGUAGUAAAUGUGAAUUUGAUCCUUCACACACUGUGUUACUGAAGAAUUAUCAGUCUCAAGAAGCACUUGAUGUGACAAAAUCUCUUAAUGAUCUUGGACUAAGAGAAUUAUAUGCCAUGGAUAUCAGUCGAGCCACGUCACCAGUAGACUUAAACAUGCCAUCCUUGAAAGACUCCUAUCAUGUGUCUGAAAACUCAGAUGUUUUAAAAGAGAAAGAAAACAAAGGAUUUUUCAGCUUUUUUCAACGAAGCAAGAAAAAAAGAGAACAAACUGCCAGUGCCCCAGCAACUCCAUUAAUGAGCAAGCCAAGGCCAACAUUUACCACGAGAUCUAGCACUGUUAGCAAGCAGUAUGAUUCCAACACUCUGCCAUCUGAAAUGCCGAAGAAACGGAGAGCUCCUCUACCACCUAUGCCAAAUUCUCAGAGUGCCCCCCAGGAACUUGCAGAAGUCAGGACAGAAUCUGAUACUGUGAAAUCUAACAGCCUUGACAGGAAUGAACAGGUAGAUCAGACAGUGGAUGUGAGCACAGUGAGGUGAUGGAUGGUACCUUUCAGCAGCAGCAAUUGUGAUGUGAAAGGCAACUCAUGUUUUGGCAGCCGUGCUGUCCACCAUAAAAUGAAGAGCAUCUUGAUAUGCUCAUCCGUGAAAAUUGGUGGACUGUGGCCAGAGAACUGUUUACGGAACUGAAUAUCAGCUUCGGUGCAAUUGGAAACAACAGUGGCAACGCUGGAAUAUGGCAAAGAUUGCACCAAGUGGGUCCCACAGAUGCUCAUGCCGGAAGAGAAAGAAUACCAUAUGCAAGUCUGUCAGGACCUAUUGAACCAAUAUGAGGCUGAAUGUGAUAGUUUCCUGGAUUGGAUUGUUAACCUUUGCUGAGAUGUGGUAACACCAAUAUGAGCCAGAGUCAAAACAGCAGUCCACAAAUUGACAAUGUGUGAAUUUCCUGUUGAAUAAAAAGUUCAAGAUGCAGCCCUCAGUGGGUAAAGUGAUGUGGACUGUCCUUUGGGAUUGGUAAGGUGUGAUUCUUCCAGAUUUUCUGGAUCUCAGACAAACUCUCAACUCUGAUCUCUGCAAAACUAAGCUAAAUGCUUGAACUUCCAUAGUCAGGCCAGAGAAGGCAACAACCUUUCUCUUGCAAAACAAUAACAGGCGUCGUACCAGUUUGAAGAUCAUGGAGCAUAUUGCCAAUCUUGGCUGGACUGUCCUACUGUACCUGCCAUACAGUCCAGAUUUAGUGCUUUCUGACUUCCUUCUGUUUGUGCCAAUGAAGAAUGGACUGCAUGGGCAACAUUUUCCUAGCAAAAAUGCCCUCAUAGCAGCUGUAGAACAAUGGGUCACAUCCAGGAAGGCAGAGUGAAAUAUCAGUUUUGUCUAGAUAAGCUGCCUGGUCUUGAUAGCAAUAUGCCGAAGUAGUAGCAUUAGACAACAGUGAAACAAGCCAACUUUAAGGGAAUGGUACUCUCACUGUUGUCUUUUUGCAUAUAUUCACAGUGUAUUGUAGUCCGAAAAGAAAAGGGUUGUUUUAAUGUUUACUUCCUUCAGCUUCUUUGCUUCUCUUCUCUUAAAAAAGAAACUGCUUUCUCUUUUCGUGAACAGUUGCAAAAUGAAAAUAAGAUAUAUUUUUUUCCCACCUCAAUUUCAGAAUGAUUAUGAAAGUAGUUUUUGAAGAUGUUUUCUUACUUUUAGGUGAGAAAUUAGUAUGAUGGAUGUAAGGCUAUAGCUUCUUCAAGUUAGGGUAGCGUGAGUUGUUCAUUCUUUGUAAGAUGCAGAUGACUAGUACAGCUUAAAUACUAUAUUUUUGUCCAGUAAUUCCAAUGUUAAAUCAAAAUGGAAAACCUCUCCCUUACAUACUGGUUCUAAUUUUGGGCAAGGUGGCUCUUGCCAGAAGUAUGUUUAGAGCUAGCUAGUUUAAACAUAUAAUGCAGUCUGUCUGUUUUCAUAAAAGUGGACGCAGUAUUCUAGUAAUAGCCAUUUUUUAAAAGAAAAGCGUUUCUUUUAUGUUGCUGUUUUUCUUCCAAAUGCUUUAUUUGUAGAAACUAAAUAGUGAUACAUUUGUAUUUCUUUUUCAUGAGUAUUUGUCACCUUACACUGUUUCCAGUUACUGUAAAGAAGUAUACAUAAGCUAUGCUUGGAUAGGGAUGAAUAUUUUUAGUCAAAACAUGUACAGUUUAAAAUGAUGGAUAGAACAUCACAACUGUAGAAAUACAGCUUGCUUUUAUUUACUCAACUGUAAAUCUCAAAGAAAUUGAAAUCUCCAGUUGCCCUGUUAGAAAAGAAAAGAAAGGAGGAGUUGGUGAAGUAAAAUAAAGAGGUUAGAAAGCAACUAAAGCAUUAAGUGUUCCUGAAGAGGUUUAUUAGUCACUGUCAUGGAACAACUUGGAAGAUUGCUAAGGAGGAUGAGUUCCAUACCUCAGAAGUUAGAUCAGAAGCUCAGUAAAGCAAGGACAUGGCAAGAACCACGUGCCUUAGGAGGUCUUCAGUAGAGCCAGUGCUCACUGUGGGAUGGCAGUGCUCAGAGCUGCCCUGUUGUCUUUUGCUUAAGUUUGUCUGAAGACCAUUUGAUACCAUUUUGAAAUGAUUUGGAAUUGACGUGGAUACUGCAUCAUCUAUGUCUUCUAUAUAAGUACCUAACUUUUUCCCCCUUUUGUUUUAUCUACGGCUUGUACUAGCAAGUUUUAGAGCUAGAGAGAGGGUGCAUGAUUUAGACAAAUCAUAUGAGUGAUGAGUAAGGUUGGGUUUUUGUACGAAACACUGUCUACUGUGUUUUUCCUAAUAUAUUCUGACAUAUUCUUCCCCUGUAUGGCUGCUUGUAAACCUGCUUACCCUUGGAACAAAAGAGAUGCUGGUAAUACGAAAAUACAUAUGUACAUGGUGACGGUUUUUGCAUGGUAUGCUUUUGAACACACUGAAAAUGCUCCACUCUAUUCUUUCCCCAGUACUUAACGUUUUUCUUCUAUUCCAGCUGCAAAUUAUCUAGGUUUACUUGGCUUUCUUUUGCUUUUUUAAAAUGUUAGAAAGGGUCAGGCACCACAUCUGCCAUAGCCUAGAGAGGCUGGAACAUGGGAAGCAAUGGUCUCUGUAAGUGUUGGCUUAAGCUGAUGUGGGAUUUGGUGCCAGAUGCCUCUGCACACAGUUGAGGCUAAAAUUUUUCAUAUCCAUGCUUGUUUUUUCCAGAAUGAGGAAGAUGUACAGUUUGAAAAGUGGAAAUGUUCUUCUUGUUGUGGAAGUUAAGACAAAAGUGUUCACUCCCGUUUCUCCAUUAAUUACUUCAGGGAUGCUAACCUGAACUUUAAUUAAAGUGCAGCUGAUAAAGCACUGGCUUUAGUUGGUAUGACAAAUGAACGCCCAGAUGUACAUUCUAAAACUUUGUCAAAUACAUCUCAGUACUGUUAUUUUUUUCCAUCUGCUUAAAGUACUAUUUUCACAUUACAGUCUUUGUUAGGAUUUGAAAUCUCUUAAUAUUCAUAUGUUGAAUAAUUCCUUAGAAAAUCUGUUCAACACUUGAACCGUAACUGGAACAUUUAGUACUUUAUCGAAAUCUCUUUGCAAACCGUUUAUUUCAUUGAAUGCAAAGGGCAGUAGAGAGGCUUAUAAAAAUCUUUUAGGAGCAUUUGUGCUCUUAUGCUGAGAACAUUAUUCCCCCCCUACACAUACACCCUUUCUUAUGCAGGUGGAACUCUGGUGACAUUUGUUUUGCUGAGUGAAUGAGCACAGAGUUCCAUGCCAGCUGAGUCAGCUGAAGGGAGGCUGUGCAAAGCAGCUGAGGGUGCAGACCUCUGAACAGAGCAGCAGUGUGUGGUGUAGAACAGAGGGGCUGCAGUCUGGGGAGUAGAUACCAUAAGGAGAGAAACAGAACCAACCCAAUAGCAAAAUGGGAGAUGUUUUAAUAAUAAUAAUAAAGCCUGAUUUGUGGAAGUAAUAUUAAAUUUGACAUUUUAUCCUGCAAAAAUUCAGAUGCUGAAUAUCAUUAAUUUAAUCUUCUGUAGAACUGUUUGGGAAUGGUGAAUGAGAAACAGUAAAGGUGUAAAGUGAUUUUCGCGUGCGUGUGUGUGUGUGUGUGUGUGUGUGUGAAGUUUUCAUCCAAGAUCUGACUUGUUAGAAAAUAUUCAAUCAUGCAAGUAUUUUUUAAUUAGAAGUGGAGUACCAUAUCCUCUGCUGUUCUUAAAAGAACAUUUCACCUUGUGCUUUGUUUUUCUUAAAAUUUGGAACCUCUCUUUGAUCUAAAAGAUGUGAUGCUUUGACAUGAGAGUGAUGGGCAGAAAAAUCAUGUGAACAUUUUGGAUAUCACUGCUUCUAACAAUGCAGUAGAGUAUCUAAUUAGAGAUGAAGAUUCUGGGCGUGAAUGUAACACAGCAGGUGACUAAGUAUCCCAAGGGCAGCUCAGAGGAUGGAUUUUGCCAUCCAAGGUCAUUCAGGUGUUCUACUGAGAUGUAGCAGGAGCUGCCAAACACUGCUUCAUGGGCAACCUGUGCCAAUAUCUCUUCUCUUGUUUUUUUGGAUAAUUUUAUUAUAUAGGACUAAGUGCUCUUGCUUUUUAUCUUUAAUAUCUUCCUUACUGCAAGAUGUAUAUUCCUUUUCUAGUGUUAGCUUGAUAAGUAAUAAAUAUUUUAUUCCAUGGAUGUUGGCAUGGUCAACAGUUCUAUUAUCAGUGAUCUUUUUGAAAGAAUCAUCUGUGGAAACAGAGGAUUGUAGGCAUAUAUAUGCCAUCUCUGCUUCUUGAUAUUCUCCCUUGUGAAGGUUUCUUCAGCAUGAGGCAAACUGCAGUUAAAAGUGGCAGGCAGAUUUACAGCUGCUGUCUUUUGGAAGUGGAAUGUAUUUAUUGAAAGAUCACUUGGACUGUUGUAUCAUACAAAUAGAAGUCCUCAGUAGGUAUCCUAUAAGCAGUCUUCUUGAUUUCUUUUUUAAUGCUUUUGAUUAUUUGUAAAUUUAAGAACUCUGUCUUCUGCUAUGAUAAUACGAGGGGAUUAUUACAACUGAACAUCAGUGGUUAGUAUAAUUAUUUUUAUUAUGAUUUAUUGCAAUUUAACAUGAAUAGAUGUUAUGAUAAGACAGUUGUACUUUCCAAUAUAACUUUGGAAAGAUGGCAUUAGAAAAAUUUCUAUAAAAGUUCAAGUAUUUUAAGUAGAGUAACAAAAUCCUAUUAGUUACAUGUCUAGUCUAAUAAAAUAUGCUGUUGAAGGAACAGGGAAGGAAACACUGUAAUUUCUGUUAUGUCUAGCUGAAGGAAACAUUCUUUCAUCAUUACUUUACCUACUCAUGAGGUUUGUUUGAGUUUUGUAGAAUGGCCUUAAUAGCUUAUAAAGGAAAAAAAUUCUUUUUUAUGUUAUACAUAAUAACUGACUGUUUUUCUGCUGUUUCUAGCAUCUCUAUGUAUAUAUUCAAUUACUCUAGAAAGUAUUAUUUUAGUUUAUUAUUUCAUUUUUAAUUUGAAGUAAAAAAGUGAGAAACAUUAUCUGUUUGGUAAUAGGUGGACAAUCUCUCUUGUCCAAAUAUAUAUUAAAAAUGUUUUUGGAGAAUAAUUACAAGAGCUAUUUUUCUGGCUUUCAUUACUAAUAAUCAUUUUCCCGCCCUGUCUACCU
Molecule: messenger RNA, 6107 nt
Organism: Meleagris gallopavo (turkey)
Lineage: Eukaryota; Metazoa; Chordata; Aves; Galliformes; Phasianidae
Source: RefSeq, a predicted model, not a curated record